Sphaerulina musiva SO2202 is the source of this 1117-nucleotide messenger RNA. RefSeq names its product glycolipid transfer protein. Gene Ontology annotation, biological process: ceramide transport; intermembrane lipid transfer. Gene Ontology annotation, molecular function: ceramide 1-phosphate binding; ceramide 1-phosphate transfer activity. The record is from RefSeq and is a predicted model, not a curated record. The transcript is spliced from 2 exons. Bases 226 to 834 code for a protein of 202 amino acids. NCBI's taxonomy places the organism in Eukaryota, Fungi, Ascomycota, Dothideomycetes, Mycosphaerellales, Mycosphaerellaceae. Gene Ontology annotation, cellular component: membrane; cytosol; cytoplasm.
GGACGGUGCGCUUUGAUCGCAGGGGAGGGGCAUAUUGCAGGGCACAUGCACUGCCUUAGAGAAUCACGUGUGGCGGGCAUAGAGCUUCCUCCCUGGAUUCAGCAAUAUUGACGUCCUCCCACCGCAAUAACAUUGUCACAGUCCAUUCAGCUUCUCUCACACAGCACCUCAGUCCUUGUCCAUCUCCCAAAGAAGCACAACACCACACUACUUACUCUCAUCAUCAUGGCAUUCCCACCGGGCGGCACCUACUUCGACGGCAAGAAGUCCUUCAACGAUGUCACAAUCGACCAAUCCAAGGACAAUGCCAUCAACACCACCGAAUUCCUGGAAGCAGCAGAGGCUCUCACCCAGCUCUUCGACGUGCUCGGUGGCGUUGCAUUCAACCCCGUGAAGAACGACAUGGGCGGCAACAUCAAGAAAAUCAGAGAAAGACAAUUGGCAGCACCUGUCGAGAGCGAGACGCUACAGGAUCUUGUGCGAAACGAGCUCAAGACGAAGAAACACACCGCGACUGAAGGUCUCCUGUGGUUGAACAGAGGACUCGACUUCACCGCACAAUCCCUCCGCCGAAACGUCGAUACGCCCAGCGAAGAGCUUUCCGUCUCGUUCCGCGAAGGUUAUGGUAAAACGCUCAAGCAACACCAUUCAUUCAUUGUCAAACCCAUCUUCUCCGCUGCUAUGUCUGCUACCCCAUAUAGAAAGGACUUUUAUGCGAAGCUGGGGGAUGAUCAACCACGCGUGAACAAAGAACUGAAUGAUUGGUUGAAAGGUUUGGAGCACACUGUGACGGUUCUGAAUACGUUCCUCGCGAGCAAGGAGGCUAAGUGGUAACGGAGGAAGAGAAGGAUUGUGGGAGAAAGAAGGCCAAGAGUAGGAGUGAGGGCACUGGACUCGAGAGAGUGGAUUGAUGGGUACAGAAAAGUAUUAUUACUCUGAGUCGACUAUCGCUGCUUUCCCGUCAAGGUACGCUGAAGCAUGGCGCAAAAGCUCUCAAACACCGCAUAGUCCUGGCCUCUCAGCCAACGCACUUCCACUUCCUCUUUCCUACACGUAAUCUUGACCGCAAGCGCCACCACUCCAUCCUCAUCCUCAUCCUCAGCAUCCUCAUCAUCAU